AUGGCAUUCUACAUUUCAACAGCGCCUUGGACUCCACAGUCGUAUUCAACAUCACUGUAUGGCUGUGGGCCCAGUUAUGUCUCCAGAUCUAUGGACAUGUACGAUCUUCAAGAAGCACUCUACGAGCAAGAGCUUCGUGAGUACCGUCGCCGUGUGGCUAUGCAGCGGGAGAUCGAAGAGCGCAGGCGCCGUCGUGUGCAGCAACAACGUAUCGAGGCUAUGAUGCAACGAAUGGCUGUUGAUGCAGCGAUGGAGGAAUGGGCUGAGCGUGAAUACGUUUGGCAGCGGUCUUUAAUGAAAGCAAAGCGGCUUGCACAGUUGCGCGCCGAAGCUGAAACAAAACGCGACUCUCAAGCAGAAGCUUGGCGGAAGUCCGUUGAAACUAGGCGCAAGAGCUCCGAUGUCGUCAAGCAACCCGAGCUGCCUUCUGCAACAUCGUCAACAAAUGAAGAUGACGAGUCUGCAGUUUACAUCCGCUUUGGCAAUUUGCUCUUCCGUCUCGCGCCUCAAUCUGAUUUCAACGACGAGAAAACUGAUGCUCAAGCAAAGUCCGCGUCUGAAGCGAAAACAACAAUGACACCCGAACAGGUUGCGACAUCCAAGAACACACCAUCAGCAUGCGCCGAUGACAGCGAAUACGAGAAUCUUGUGCCACUUACUUUCAAUGCCGAAGAAAAGGAAGAAGUCGCCGAGGGUCGGGAAGAGGAAUCGACUGAGCCUGCUUCAAAGGAGUCCGACGUUAACGAGACGAUGGACCAGACGCUGGACCAGACGCUGGACCCUAGGAAGGAGUCGGCAUCACACGACACUGAGCAUACGGAGAAACCGUCGACUGAAGAGGAACAAGAAACGAGGGCUACCAACACUCCGCAACUUGUCUUUUCCUACGAUUUCCCUGACGCCAAUACGGCGUAUGGUCGUGAGGUCCGUCGGCUCGUCAAUGCCGAUAACAUCAGUGUCCAAACAAACUCUCUGAAUGAGGGAAGCAUCAAGAUUGGCGGUCUUUGGAGCAAGACGGCACCAACGAAGUCGACCAGCCGACCCAGCUCGCCACGUUCUGCACGCGUCCGUGAUGUAGACGAGAAUGGCGAUGAAAUUCUGCUUGCCGAAGAUACCGAUUCUGAAUCUGAGAGCGGCGAACCAACAAUAUCAUUCCAAGAAUCUGUUGUUAUCAGCCUCCCAUCACCGAAAGACGCAAGCCAUCUGCGAGCGGAGCUGGAUGAAGAUGGUUUCCGUCUGUGGAUCUGA
Molecule: messenger RNA, 1248 nt
Organism: Malassezia globosa CBS 7966
Lineage: Eukaryota; Fungi; Basidiomycota; Malasseziomycetes; Malasseziales; Malasseziaceae
Exons: 1
Coding region: 1-1248 (415 amino acids)
Source: RefSeq, a predicted model, not a curated record